AAUUAAGACUGGCGCGACACACUACCACUACGGUACGCGUGCAUGAGAAAUCGGAUAUUUGUGGAAAAUCUGAAUCUCGAGGAAGAAGAAAUCCGCCAUUUGUACUUUUUGUAGAUUAUAUUUGGCUCUCGGGGUAUAGUCCGCUACGAUUGGGAAGAAACAUCACAGCAUCUCUAGAUCCUAUUAGUGUUCAUCUUCGUCUUGUCUCAUCCGAGUUCUGGAUGAGAGGAAGAAUUUCAGUCAUCAUCUUGCCAGUCAGUGAGGGGGAGAGAGAGCCUUGAAAGAGUCCUGUGUUGGUCAGACUCGGAGAGGAGUUUGAAUCGUGAGACUGGCUGGACCUUAUCAUCUCACAGGCCAAACCAUACUGUUUACCGUCAUUUGUUGUGUUGCAAGCUCAGAACAUAUUUUCCGGAGGCGGAGAGAUUGUUGGAAUGGGUGACAUUCAUCUUCCUGCUAAGGUAAUCAAUGGUUGUGUAGCGGGUGUAGUCGGUGUGACUUGUACCUUCCCCAUUGACUUGGUCAAGACUAGGCUUCAAAAUCAACAAGUUAUUGAUGGAAAACGCAUCUACAACAACUUGUUAGAUUGUUUCAUAAAGACCACCAGGGCAGAAGGCUUAAGAGGAUUAUACCAUGGUGAGUUAACUUCAUCUUCUUCAUAUCGGGGGAAUGUCGAGUACACCCAUUGCACAUUUGGGCGAUUCCAUACGUGUCGUACAGGACAUUUUGUCAACAAUUUCUAGUCUCUUUAUAGCUGAUUGCUUGAGCAAUGAAAAAUUAUUUUUGGUCAAUAAUAUUAAAGUUAUAGUGGGUAGUCAUGUGAAAAACUGAUUACCAACAAAAAAUAUUUGAUUAUAGCUGAAUUAAGGGCAAAAAUGUUGUGUGUCGUACGGGACUCAGAAAUGUCCCGUACGACAUGCAACAUUUUCACCUCUAAUUCACCCAUGGACAGCAUAUUUUUGUUGGUCGUCAUUUUUUUCAUAUGUCUACCCAGUAGUACUCUAUUGUUACCACAAAACAAAUUGAAGUACUUCGUUUGUUUGGACAAUAGGUUGAAAAAUGUUGCAAAAAUAGCUGAUUUUUCUAGCAUGGAAUCGCCCAUUUGCAGACAAUGUAGGCCUACAUUGGGUCAAGAUUUUCUGUCUCCAACAUAGCAAGAAGCCUCUUAUUAUUCAGGUAGGGUUGGCUCUUGCUACUUUUAGAGCCUACCCUACCUGAAUAUUAAUGAGGCUCACUCCUGAUUUAGAGUCGGUCUACAUGUAGGUCUACAAUACAUACAGUAUACUGUACAUGUAAACAUGUGCAUUAGCAUGCCUUGGAAUGAAUACCAAAUAUACAUGUACCAUGUCAUAGAAAAAGUAUUUGUAUACAUGUAAUAUGCAACUUUAUAUAGGAAAGCCUGUUUAUACAUGUAUGACAUCGAAAUACCAAGUAUUUGGCCAAAGAAAUGUGCUGACUGAUUCGCCCCCACCGGCUAACAAGUCGAACAUCACAAGGCAAAUCAACUGUUAUCAACAAUAUAAUUAUACAUUUUUUUUUUGGUGAGAUGUAUUUAUGUAUGUUUUCAUUGUUUUGAAUUUUAAUAUCAAUUUUGCCAAAACAAUAAAGAAUUUGUAUGUACAUGUACAGUAUACACAAAUCGCUGUCCAUAAUAAGACCAAUAUUCAAAUAUUAUAAGAGAUUCAUAAUAAUAUUACCAUGAACAUGUACAGGAGUAUAUUGCUCUGAGCUAUUUGAAUCAUUUGAAUAUCUGCAAUGCAGGACAUCACCUCAGGCCUGUCCUUGCAGGAGGAUACACUCUGGGAAUUGUUUGUAAACAUUAGCCAGGGCUCCACACUAACCCUUUUUUUCUACUUGUCCAAAUAGUUCAUGUCGGACCAGUUUUUCCAUAUUUUAAUGGUCCGAACCUAAAAUAUGCUGGUCCCCCCAAAUGAAGGAAAACAUAAAAAGACUUGAGUUUAUUUUGGUGUCUUAAUUUUAUUGCCCCCCCCAAAAAAAAAAACAUACAACAAACGGUACACUCACACAAUAUAUCUCACAAGCGCCAUUUCUCAAUUUUGGAGAACCAUUCUCUAAGAUAACAGAGCCAUUUUUUAAUUCACAAAAGAGGAGAAAAUAUCAUUUGUAUCAGUUUGAUAUAUUUUUUACUGGUCAUGUCGGACCAGUAAAUCUGGCUAUCUCUGAAAAGUCACUGGCCCCACAGCAAUUUUUUACUGGUCUGGGACCGUCGGACCAGUGCCAGUGUCGUGUGCUGCAUUAGCAUCAUCUAUUC
This is a messenger RNA of Lytechinus pictus (painted urchin), 2269 nucleotides long. Its product is annotated as mitochondrial glutamate carrier 1-like. Gene Ontology annotation, biological process: malate-aspartate shuttle; aspartate transmembrane transport; L-glutamate transmembrane transport. Gene Ontology annotation, molecular function: L-glutamate transmembrane transporter activity; L-aspartate transmembrane transporter activity. The record is from RefSeq and is a predicted model, not a curated record. The transcript is spliced from 4 exons. Lineage: Eukaryota; Metazoa; Echinodermata; Echinoidea; Temnopleuroida; Toxopneustidae. Bases 432 to 740 code for a protein of 102 amino acids.